AGACCAAAGGUUGUGGCUUUGUGUACUUUUGGAGGACAAGACAGUGACGAUCUCAGUUUUGAAAAGGUGUGUGCUAAUAUUUCUUGUAUAAACCAGCAAAAUAGUUCAAAGAUUAGUACUUUUAACCAUACAACAAUUAAUUUCCGAAAUAUAUACUGAAGCUAGGUUAUUUUGCAUUUUGUUUGCUUUGAUUCAAAGUUAAACUGUACUUGAAACGCUGCCUUUAAUUUUUGAAAUCUAUAUUCAACUAAAUUUAUUUUCCCGGUAAACAUUUUUUUUUUUGCAUUUCUAUAUGGCCUUUUUGACAAAUAUGCUGGGAAGUGUGGGGGGGGGGCAUUUAUUUCCCCUUAUGAGCCCUAUUUGCCCCCCUCUGUCAAACUACCUUUUCUUGAUAAUGUAUAAGCAAAACAGUAACAAUUUACCGCCUUGAUUUGAUGCCCUAAUACCCGAAAUUUGCUUUAAUUGUGAAUCUUAUGCAGGGCCGUACCAACCGGGGGGUUGGGGGCUUGGGGGCUGUACACCCCUCCCCCCCCCCAAUAAUUUGCUAAUAAUCAAUCUUUAUCAUUUAAUCCAUGACAAAUUGCAAAGAAUGAAGAUACUACCCAUAAUUUUCUGCAACUUAUCCAAUAUAUAUAGUUAAAUAAAUACGCCUUCGCCCAUUUAAUACUACUAAGUUGUAAAUUGCGACAUGCUAGCUAAAACGCCGUUUUCUGUCCAUCAGAAUUCUGUCAAAUCUUCCCCAAAGUCCAGGAAAUGGCAUUUCAGAGACUUUAAAUUUAAAAAUUUCCUCGGCUCUUCGGCCCUCGCUUUCAGCCCCAAUCGAAAAGAGCUUCUUACGGCCCUGUUAUGGCAUGUCUUUUACCAUAAAAUGAUUCAAUAUCUUUUUAAACAUGCUGAAUAUUGUGAAUACCUUACAUUUUGAGAAAUUACAGUGAAUAGUAUAUCCCAGACCGUUUAGAUUUGAGUUGUUGGAAGGCUAGGCUGAACAGGUAGUGACCGAGUUGUAGUACUUACAUAAACAUACCAUGCAAUAAUAUCGGUGAAAAUGAAGCAAUCUGAUUGGCUAAGGAGCCUUUUAGAACGGGACGGUUUUUUUCAUCCGGCCCGCUCUGAAACGCAACUAUCCGCUAUGAAAUGCAUCCUGCCCGCUCUGAUUUUUGCGCCAAAAACCGAGGAGUGAAACAAUUUUUAAAGUAAAAAAUCUGCCCAAGAGGUCUGAGAAACGUAGCCUAAGGAUAGUCAGAAUACAAAAACGAAUAGCGUGAAGCCCUAAAUUAAGACUCCAUACAAACCUCGACGUACAAAAUAAUUACCUCGGGUCGGUACGACAGCGAGGUCAUAAAUUCGGCUCCUAUUUUUUUUUCCAUUUUGUGUCGAGCCGCGCGCGUAGUCGAAGAGCCUUCGGAAGAGACGACAACUUCCGGUAAAUAAGUGUACUUCCAGGAAAUUUCAAGCAUCGGCGAAAGCGAAACGGAACCCGAAGCUGUCCUUGCACAAAAUCCGUCAAAAUUGUUGAUUUAAAACCAGAAGAUGUGACAAUUUUGACAUACAUGUUUAGCUGGAUAACUAUUCUCGAGUAUAUGUUGAUAGAAUGUACAUUACUUCAUAUGCAUAGCAUGGGAAUAUCGCGGCCAACUUUCACUUGUUUGAUCCUGCUAAGCAUUUUAUGGAUGUUUCUUACUGUAACUGGUGGACAACAAUUUUGCCAACUGUCCACUCAUUACAUUCUUCGACUGUGGUACAACUAUUACUAAUGAUGGAUCAGUUAUAUGCACCUAAUUAUAUUUUCGGUACUUUGAUAUAUUUUAAAAAUCAACAAAUAGACUGGUAAUAUUGUCUGUUAGUGUUACUAAAUACAAGAUGAAGUAGUGAAGUAGCAAUGUGUAUCAUUCACUCGUCCACAAAAUAUCCCAAAUAAUGAAUAAAUACAGUUAAAUAAUUGCGUCAGUAAAUUCUCUAAAUUGUUCCUGUAUUUAACUAUUAUCAAUAAAAUGUUAAAACGGAGCUUUUUGACUGAUUCACCAUUUAUACUAGUGAACUAUUAAACUAUCGUGAUUUACACGAUUUUUGCAUAUUUACCAGACAAUGCGCUAUGCACCGACCCGAGGUUAACGCCUAGCGGGCGUCUUGUUGACAAUAUUUCCAGACGGAAAUGCGACUGGAAGUCAGAAAGUUAUUUGACAUAAGUAAAACUUUAAUAUGCCGAGAAAGCUAUAUUUUGUUUAUUAAAUGAUAUCUUUUCGGCCACGUAAAAGCGAAAAAAUCACAGCUUAAACAGAUAUAUAUUUUAAAAGAAAUGUUUUCCUCUCAAACAUGCAAUAUUAGUUAAAAAAAAGUUUAACUGCAGUGAAAAAUGAAAAAAGUGAGAGUUAGAGCCCGAGUACCGAGGCUGUUAGCCAGAUACAAUCUGAGGGCGAAGCUCGAAGGCUGUAUUUGGCUAACAGCCGAGGUUCGAUGGCUUUAACUGACUUAUUUCGUGAUUGAGGAGGUUUUCUCAAAAGAAUAAUUUAAGAUAUAAUUUCUAUAGAAAUUGUUGUUGUUCUGUGUAAUUUGUGAACGAAAAUACUAAUUGAGGUUGGCGGACUUAUUGUUGAGCUAAAUUAGCAAACAGAUAGGUACAAAAAGAGAUGAAGAUCCCAAAGGAGCUUUAAGUUAUACGCUAGUUAAUUUAUUCUUAUUUUGUUCGACUUCUACAUGUUUUUGUAAAAUUUUCUGGCCUCACUUUGACGAAUUGUUUGCAUUCGCACUUCACAAAAUGGAUAGUGACGAGGAAAACUUUUUACUUGUCAGGAUUAACCAUGCAACAUACAUUUGUAGCGGAUCCUGUUAUUUUGGUUGACGAAUUAAGUAUAAUUUCAAGUAUUUUAGAGACUGAAAAUCUUGAUUUUGGUAACAGCGAGUCUACAAGUGCAAAUACUAGUCAUGCCGAGUCAACAAAUACAAGAAAUAUAUCCCUUAUUAGCGACGAAGAGUUGCAGAAAAUGAAGGAAACCCGAAUCCCGUUAAACACGAAGCAUAAUACAGCAUGGGCAGUUCGUGUGUAGAAAGAGUGGCCGGACGAAAGGAAUAGUAAAGCCCAGCCAACGAGAAAGUCGAGUUGGAUAUUUGUAAAGUCAGUGAUGUAGAACUUAGGCAUUGUUAGCGAAAUUUGUUGUCGAAGUUCGGAAGAAAGCAACCAAAGGGGAAUACUAUCCUCCUAAUACGCUGUAUCAGUUGUGUUGUGCUUUGCUACGAUAUCUAAGAAAUAAUGGUCGUCCAGCUUUAUAUUUCUUCGAAGACUCUAAUUUUAAAAAUUUUCAGGACUCGAUUGAUGCAGAAAUGAAGCGCCUAACAGGGCAGGGUGUUGGUGCAAACGUUAAACAAGCUCAAGUCUUUUCUGAAGCUGAUGAGGAUAAACUCUGGACUUCUAAGCUCCUAGGGGAUCAUACAGCAAGUGUGUUAUAAAACACAAUGAUGUUUCUAAUAGGAAAAGACUUUGCACUUCGAAGUGGUAGAGAGCACCGUCUUCUAAAAUUCAGUCAGUUGACACUGGAGCCGGCAUGUAGCACGGAACCUGAGAAAUUGGUUUACGUUUCUUUCGGGGAGAAAAACAAUUUAGGAGGAUCAGAGCAUCGCAAUAUGAAGCGAAAGCGUGUGGAACAUUAUAUAAAUGAAGAGUGUCCCCCCAGUCGAUGUUUGGUUCGAUUGUACAAGAAAUUUGUUGGGAAAUGCAGCUCAGAAGCCAUAGCAAAAGACGUAUUUUAUUUGAGUCCUCGCCGAAAGUAUUCUGAUUCAGAUAAAGGUACAAACAUGUUAUUUAGUUAGUUUUAUCAUUUAUUGUAGUUAAUUUCCAUUUUUAGCUUCAGCUGAAUUUUCCGUGUUUUAGUUUGGUUCACUUCAAAUCCUGUUGGCUACAACACACUUGGAAGGGAUGCUGGAAUAGAAGGCAACUUUACAAAUCACAGUCUUAGAGCAACAAUGGCAACUCGUGGUCUCGUAAAGGGAAUUCCAGAUAAGUUAUUUAUGGAAAAAACAGGUCAUAGAGACAUAAUGUCGUUACAGCUACUCAGAGACCUAGCAUAGAGCAUAGAGUAUAAAGUAGAAAUGGCAAAAGCGUUUGAUCAAGUUGGUAUUAUACACACUUCUUUGGCGACAACCAGUGCAACUAAUAGCGAGUGUCAGGAAGUUCGCGGUGAAAAAGCUGAAGAGGAAUUAGGAAGCGAAGUUAACAAGAGCGAAGGUGAAAGCGCAGUGAAGAGUGAGAUGGUUGAAAAGUGUGUGAAUUUCAAUAAUUGCACUUUUUUAUUAACAAGGAUUUUAAAAUGUAGACAGAAGAAAUAAAUGGAUAUAUUGUAGUGGAAAUGUGUGUUGUAUUUAACAACUUGAAGUUUGAAAUAUAUUUUCAAUACGUUUGUGUGAAAUAGUAUUAGAAAUGUUAAUAGAAGUGGUUGUAGUGUAAGGUCAAUGGAUGGAUUAUCAAUUCAUGGCCUGUAUCAAGGUACAAUACUAGAACAGCCAAUAUUUCCGGGCUGUAUCUGAAUACAGCCCACUUAUUCAUAAUUAUCUAUUCAAUUCAUCAGCCCCGCUCUUCCCUGCUGAAUAUCAAAACCCUCCCCGUGCUUUUAAGCCUAGUUUCCAUUUGGUUGUUAGUUGUCGCUGGCACGACAAGCGGUAGAUGUGAAAUAGUCUAAUAUAAUAAUAAUCUUUGUGUGUGUGAUAUGCAAAUCAGUCUUAAUGAUUGCAGAGUUUUAUAAAGUUUUGUUGACACUCUAUUACAUCAGCCACUUGUCGUGCCAGCGACAACUAACGACCAAAUGGAAACUAGGCUUUAGAUGGUUGGUCUAAUGACCGAUAUUUAUGUUAAAUACAGCCCGCGGAACUUCAAAGAAACCGACUCAAUUAUGAAAUAAGUCACGAAUAUAUUUUCUACGGAUUUGUGUCAUGCUUUUUCACUGAUACAUUGUAAACAAAGUCUGUGUUUAAAAACACAUUUUUCAAGCAUAAUAUCGUGAAACGACCAGAAAGUUACAGAAUUUAAAAUAGCAUACCUUCAAAACAGAUUCCUUUAUUUACACAGAGGCGCCGGAGAAUCGAUAAUAGCGGGGGCAGAUAUUCAUAUAUUCGUGUUCACAGACUGUAAAAACAAUCGAUUUCAAAAGAAAUUAAUUGGGCAGAACACGAAUAUAUGAAUAUCUGCCCCCCCCCCAAUUAUCGAUAUUCCGGCGCCUCUGUAUUUACACGUGUUUUUGAUCGGCAAAGCGACUCAACAUGAACAUGUCGUUGUCGGAAGCAACUAUAUUUGUCAAAGCCAAAACGCCAGGCCUAAACUUUUCAUUCCUCUGCAGUUCUGCCACCAUGUUCAUAAGAAAAGCAUGUACAUUUUUUGUGAAACUACUAUGUCUUUUUGUGUGUUUCUUGUCAGUUUUCUCGAGUUUUCGUAUUUAACUUUCAAGUUUCAACUUUUCAAUUUUUGUCAGCCUCGCUUUAAUACACAACCGCACUAAUCUCAAAUUAAUUAGCAUGCAACACUGGAAUUUUAAUGAAUUAAAUUUUACGUCUGCUAAAAAAUAAACACGUUAUUUACCGACAGCGUCGGUCCGGAUGAGAAAAACUGUGCCCGAGGUCUUGAAGGGCCCGAAGGGCUCGGCCGUUUUCAAGACCUCGGGCACAGUUUUUUUCAUCCGGACCUCGCAGCCGGAAAAUAACUUAUAUGUACUUAAAUAAAGCUUCAGUCUACCUACACAAUAUAAUGGAAAGCUGUAUAUCCAAAAAUCUGUUUCAGAAGACGCACGAAAUCCAGUCAGGGAGUGGAAAAAACAAAACUUUUCUGGAGGAAAUUACUCCUAGUUUCCCUACUAUGACAUACGAUUUUUUUUCACCAACAACCACCUGUAACUUCGCCAUACUCAGUAUAAUAUGGUCCCUUUCUUUAGCCCCCCCCCCCCCACCCCCCGCACUGACGACUUCUCAAAACGGCCCUGGUUAUUUCGGUUCGGUCUUGAAAUUAAUUUGCUUACCUUUAAAUAGUUUUUUUUCUUUUGCCCUAUAUUCCACGAUUUCCCACCUAGACUCAUUUCUUGUCAUUUCUGCAAAUAAAAAUUGCUUGUUUGAAACGAUUUACGAAAUAUAUUUUUUUGGUAAUGCUUUCUUUUCACUGAGUAUAAAUACCCUCGCCCUGGACUUAUGUCCGGAACGACGCUUGGCGCCGUUGACUUGGGGAUUAUUGAAUUUGUAUAUUGUAUUGAUAAAUUGAAUUUUUUAUUUGGACUGCAUGAUCAUGGUGCUUUCCCUAAUCUGAGUGCUGCACAACAGGUUUAUUCGUAACGGGGAAUGUUUCAAGCCAUUUUGUGAAAUGGUCCAUCACCAAAAUGUAAAAGGUUCUACCAGUUCAAUUUGCGCAAGUAGCAAAUCUCACUCUUUCCUACACAGUUUUCGAAAGAGGAGGACACUUUGUGCAAAAAAUAUCGUAGUCGAAUUCGCUCAAUUUUGAAUUGAACACCUGAUUGUCAGGUCAUUAGGUUAUCAUGAAUGGCCUGUAGAAAACCUACAAUUAAAGCAUUCAUGUGAACGACAACAGUAUAAGUGGGUUGCGAACCUUGUUUUGCUUUACGCGGGCGCGUCAAUAGACCGUCACGAAAGCGAUAACAUACUAAAGGGGAUUUUGACAUUUACAUCAGGAUUUGACUUUCAAUCAGAAAAUGCUGGCUGGGACAUGUUUUUCUCUGUGUACCCAAUCACACUAGAAAUAGCUGAAUCUUGCCUUGGACAUCACACAAAUUAAUGGUUGAGUCUCUUGAAAUAGCAUUUGAAAUCGAGCAAGUUAAAACAAUUUCUUGUUAAUGUUAUACACCAAGAUGGUUGUCAAUUAGAUCGUGUUGAUUGCAAUGUGGUAAAAAACGAGAACGCGAGUCGGCAUUAUAUAGAAUGUUGUAUUUCCUUUUUUAUGUGUGAUGUCAAACUGAAAUUCUUGGCAAUCCAUGCGCAUCUAUCGCACUAACCUACCGGAUGUUUCCAUUAAAUAAAGCCAACACUCGCUGGAUCGAUAACAAUUUCGAAUUUUCUACCUAAAGUCCGUUUCCUACUAGACGAAAUUGUUCGCACGAAGCGACUUUUUCCUAUGUCAACUCGCUUUUGCUGUCGUGAUAAGUAAUGCAUAUGCUUAAGAGGUACGCGCGGAAAAGUAAAACUCCAAAUACAAUGGCGUAAGUCUCCUUUUCCGUGGUUGAAAAUGUGUCCUCUCCAGGUGAUGUGAAUCAUAAGUCUAAACGACACCUAAAGCUGCGUCUGGUGCGUCAGUUUUUAAUAUGAAUGGGCAUCAAAACGUGGAUAACAGAGCGCCGGAGUUUCAGAUAAUAUUUCAUUAAUUUUAGUGAAUGAGCUAGGAUUCUAUUUAUCAAACCAAAAUUAAAUGCGCAUUCUUUUUACUACUAUCGGUUAGAGGAGCCCUUCCCGGUAGACAAUCCCCCUGCAAUAAACCGUCUAUAAUAGCCGGAUAAAGCAAGGAAAGCCCUUUCAUCCUUAACUGAGGUCGGAGUUGGUAUAUUUCGGACAAUUUGGAUUUUUUGAGGGUCCGGCUGAAUACUACUUCAAGAAGUAAUAUAGCCUAAAGUUUCAUUAGCUUGACUUUACGCCUAAAUUAUGUUGAAAUAACUGUGUGAAGACGCCUGUAAUUUUGUUCAAAAUUUGCGGAGUAAAUUAUUACGUCGCCAAGAUAACUAAAGCAAAUUAAAUUUCAAAAUUAAGUCAAUAAAUAAUUGUAUCAAACGCGUGUUGGAAGGUCUGAGGUGCCGUCGAAAGACUUUGAGGCAUGCGUAAAAAUUCGUACAGGCCAUUUUGAUUUAUAAACUCUGUUUUUUGUCUGUCUUCCAGCGCAUUGGUAUUUGUCAGUAGCCAUUACGGCAGUGCAGAGUUGUAAAUAUUCAAUGUUUUUGAGCGCAUUUAGCGUGUAAUUAAUCCGAGCACGUCGGUGGCAGUUCUCUUUCGUAAUUCGAUUUAAUUUUUUAUAGUCAAUUCAGAAACGUAACUGACCGUCUUUUUUGCGAACGAGAACUAUUGGGGAAGUCGGAAGACGACUGGCGGCGCAACUGGGGAGAGCGGGCAGAAAAGUUUCUACUUUUAUGAGGGGAGGGGGCACAAAAAGUUUGCCUUCAGUCUGGAGGGGGUCAAAAAAGUUUUCAAUCCUUAUUUCCCCAUUUUCCAACCCCCCUCCCCCUCCCCAUAAAUAAUGACCACUCCCUAAACAUAGAAAAAAUGUGACAGAGGGCUCAAAUAAAUUUUCACAUCUGAAACACUGUGAUUUCUAUUUUUAAAAUGUCUGGCGACGGGCUGGUUAACAUCGUUGCUAUGGCUGCUUCACCAAACGUUAACCUCGCUCGUUUGGAGAUUAGGGCAAAAUUGGAUUUGGUAUGAGCAUUAUUCCUAUACCUGUUCAAGACUAUGUAUCUGCCAGCACAUUUAAUUUUGAAUAUCCGGAUUCACUAUGCGUUUUCAGUAAUUUAAGUAAAAAACAUUUGACCAAAUUUGAAAAUUUCCGUUGAAAUUAUAGUUUAGUUGUAACCUUUUUUCGAAUAAUUUUUUAACGUUAUUUAGGGCCUGCUUUUUAUUUUCUUUGUCUACCAGGGAGACGAACUUACAAUUCUUCCAGAUGAGGGCGGAGAUUGGUUUCUUGCAAGGGACAAAAAUGGGUAAGAAUUGAAAUUGCUUUCUCUUAUCAUCGCGAGAUAGGUGUAAGGCUUAACUUCUUGUUCUGCGUGCAUUUUACGAAUUAAUAUACAUGUACUUACUAUUAUUUAUAAUAACUGAACCUUAUAUAGUUGUAUUUUAAACGUCCUGUUCACAGGGAAAUUAUAAUUUAAGUCAUCAGUUAUAAAAUAAAAUUACUUUAGUAUAUUAUGCACUGCGAAAACAAGCAGAAAUGAACAUGUUUUGUGAUUGGUUUGCUUAAUUAAAUAUAAGUGCUCAGCAUUUUGACUCAUUCUUCAGAAAAUUUUAGUUUCAAUGUGUUCCACUGUUUCAGUCAACCAUUCAUGAAAGAUAUAUUCAUGUGGGUUGGUGGUGAUCUUUACGAGUUCGAGGACCCUGGCGUAACCGGUCACACGAACAUGAUUUGAUAUCAGGUUUCAAAACAAUCAUAAUAAUUGUAAUGCUUUUAGAACAAUUGCUUCAAAGCGCAACCUUCAAUAAAAAGUUUGAAAUAGUAUACCUUUUACUUUAAUUUAUAGGAGGAGAGGUUAUAUUCCAGCAAAGUAUGUGCGUAAUAAAGGCGGCUUAGUAACCAAAGUGUAA
Paramuricea clavata is the source of this 9264-nucleotide messenger RNA. The record is from the annotation of a GenBank genome assembly. Lineage: Eukaryota; Metazoa; Cnidaria; Anthozoa; Malacalcyonacea; Plexauridae.